AUGUAUGUGAAACCUGAUUAUUGGAUUUUAUUUGCCAGUGAUGAGACAGCGUUGAAAAAUAUUGUAAAAUCAUUGGACCGAAAAGAUGUGAACGUCAUGUGUAAAUUUUUCAAAAUUAAAGAGCUGUUAAAAUCAAGCACAAGAAACAAUGCCAUGGAGUUGUUGUAUGCUUUUUUGACUCCAAUCAUUACGCAAAAUAUUAGCGAGAAGGAGUCUUUGUUACUUUUACAAUUUAAACCACCAUUAUUCUUGAAUCCUUGUAACAAAGAGUUCUAUAUUGGAAACUUGUAUGAGAAGAAAAAUGUCACAAGAAUUGAGGAGAAGAGUGACUCGUUGAUUACUAUUUUAAGUUUAUUAGAACAAUGUGGCACUGUUCAAUCUUUGGAUAAUUGUGCAUUAGAAUUAUUGAGAUUUAAUGACAUUGGUAAUAUUGAAGAAUUUCAAACCAAAUUGUCAGCAAUACAUAUCGAGCAAGAAAAGAAGGACAAGAUAAUGAAUGCUCUUAAAAGCAAAGAAAACGCCACUUUCAUUAACAUGCUUGCAAAAGGAGCAAAAAACGCUUUGAAACAAUCUACCGAUGAAAAACGUGCCGAGUUUGCUCCAGAAAUCAAACAGAAGGCGUGGGACCAAUGUAAAUCUCUCUCAGCGUCCAAAACCAUCGAAGGUCUCAAUGAUUACUUUCGAUUAGACAUGUAUGGAUCAGUAAUUUCACUUAUUGGAACAAGUGCAGGCCCAACUGGUAUUCAAGUAGAUCACAUGUUCCCAGAUGCAUUAGGUGGGCCUAACACAUUAGAAAACGCAGCACCUAUUCAUUGGAGAGCAAACAAUAUCAAAUCGGACACACCAAAAGAAUUUUUAGAUUUAAAACCAGAUGGAAAGGACUGGUUCAACGAGAAACAGUUCAUUGCAUGUGCCAAAGAGUAUGGAAUUUGGUGUUUACUUGGUUUAACUCCAUAUGGAAUUAAGGAUGAGCAAGACAAGAUCAAGUUGCUCGAAUUGGACAAGAAACUCAAGGAAUAUCAACCACCCACCACUAAAAAGUCGACCUCCACUCAAGAACAACAAUAA
Naegleria fowleri is the source of this 1068-nucleotide messenger RNA. RefSeq lists its product as uncharacterized. The transcript has a single exon. The coding region runs from base 1 to 1068 and encodes 355 amino acids. The record is from RefSeq and is a predicted model, not a curated record. Lineage: Eukaryota; Heterolobosea; Eutetramitea; Acrasida; Naegleriidae.